AUGGCUGGUGUUUUCAAUAACUUGUUUGGCGGCGCUGCCCCCUCUGGCGCCGCCCCAGGCGAUGAUGAUUUCGCUGAUUUUGCCGGCGCUCCUGAUCCGUCUCCUGCCCCCUUGACUGCUGCUGGAUCUGCUCCGGCUGCUUCUGUCACCGACGCCUCGAAUGUCCCUUUUACCAAGUGGUAUCGCGUGUGGGAGAGAACAAGUCCGAGUGAUUUUUGGCAGGAGGCAUUUAUCCUGCCAUUCCUCCUUUUCAUCUUCACAUACCACUUUUGGGGCACGCGCAAGAACAGGAGCAAGGCCAAGGCAUGGGCAGUCGCACACGCCCCCCUGCUCCAGAGCGAAUUUGCGGUUGUUGGUUUCGGGGGUAUCGCUCAGAGUGAAUCAUCGGAGCUUGUCGAACCCGAGAAGUUACUCAAGGAGAAGACUGCGCAGGACUUCCAGUCCUAUGCUACUGGUCGCCAGAAUGUCGCUUUCCUGGACGUCACCAUCAAGCUCAUCAAGCGCUAUAACCCAAUCAUUUUCAUUAUGGACUACGUCUUGGGACUCUUUUUCGAAAGUUUCCCACCGCCGGUCGAGCGAGUCGAGUCUACUCUGUACACCUUCGAUGGCAAGGAGAAAGAUCUUGUUCCCGCACCCGCUGGCGACGCUUCUUCGAUCAAGGUCCCCAAUUCCACUUACGACGGAUUCAUCUGGGCUGUUGUUCACAAGAAUGCCAUGCGCCGACUUCGCGUGGACCGAUAUGACGUCUCCAUGACCUUUACCAAGGACAAUGCCAAGCUCCCCGAUUGGGCUACUGUGAUGACCGAGAGCGCCGAGAUCACCGAUCUCCUCCUGACGCCAGCCCUAAUCAAGGCUAUUGAGGAAGCUGGAGAUGCGCUUGAGUAUCUGAUAAUUUCGGACCAGCCCAUUGACAGGCCAUUGAAAAUCGAGGAUACCGCCCCUAAAAAGCGCAUCCAGCUUUCCCUACGCCUGCCGUCCAACGGAUACGAUUCCACUCUUCCCCUCUACAACCUUUUCCUCCGUCUCCCAGACACCCUCGUGGCAUUGGCCCACUGGCGGCCGGAGAUCAGCCGCAAACUCCGCAACGCUCGCGAAGAAGAAACCCGCAAACUGCGCAAAAUCGACGAAGAGGAAAAAGCCGAAGAGCGGAAGAUUACGGCUGAGAAGAUCAAGAAAGAAGAACGCGAACGCGUGUUGCGCGGCAUGACUGCCGAAGAGCAGAGGAAGUACCUGGAGAGGGAGAAGGAGAAGGAGCAGCGGAAAAUGUUGAAGAAGAGUACUCGACGGGGUUAG
Molecule: messenger RNA, 1293 nt
Organism: Talaromyces proteolyticus
Lineage: Eukaryota; Fungi; Ascomycota; Eurotiomycetes; Eurotiales; Trichocomaceae
Exons: 3
Coding region: 1-1293 (430 amino acids)
Biological process (GO): endoplasmic reticulum calcium ion homeostasis
Cellular component (GO): endoplasmic reticulum
Molecular function (GO): calcium ion binding
Source: RefSeq, a predicted model, not a curated record